Molecule: messenger RNA, 1413 nt
Organism: Lutzomyia longipalpis
Lineage: Eukaryota; Metazoa; Arthropoda; Insecta; Diptera; Psychodidae
Product: novel acetylcholine receptor chaperone
Exons: 4
Coding region: 398-877 (159 amino acids)
Biological process (GO): positive regulation of protein localization to cell surface; chaperone-mediated protein complex assembly
Cellular component (GO): endoplasmic reticulum
Source: RefSeq, a predicted model, not a curated record
CGUCGUCUCUCAGUGUCUAUCCAACGAGUAAACUGUGCGGCCCGACAUUUUUAUUUUCCUCCUUGUAGGAAUUCUAACUCGAAAACCCAUAAAAUAUUCCAUCGAGCGAUAAAUUGGUGUGAAGAAAAAGCAGAAAAAGUGACCUUUGCUGUCGCAUUUUCCCACCAAAGCGAACUUCCUGCAGAAUUUUCCGCGCGCGAAAAAAACCGUUUUUGGUGUAAUCUUGCAAAAAUGGUGAAGAAGAAGUGAUUCUGUGGCGAGAAUUUUCCGUGGGCGAGACAAUUUUGUUAUGUGAAAAGCGAAUUUUGUGAUUUUUAGUUUAAAUAAAAAUAAGUUUUGUGAUUUUUCUGUGGAAUAAAUUUUGAGUUUUUCGUGAAAAGGCAGCUAAUUAAUAAAAAUGGCAGCCUCAACAUCCAUUGUCUUGAAGAGUUUAUCAAUACUCCUGGGACUUUUCUUCAUUUUCAUCGGUACAAUGAAGCUCAGCCCAUAUUUCAGCAAGGAACUCCACAGAGAUUUGCGGAAGGAGUAUGUGAAAUAUGCAAAAGUUUUCCCAAUGGCGUCGCUCUUUGACCUCAAAAUCCCAUCCAAAUGGUAUCGACGGGUGGUUGGUAUACUCGAAGUUGUCUGCGGACUCGCCAUGGUGUUUAUACCAUUUCAUAAAGUCAAAAAUGCUGCCAACAUCACACUCCUGGCUCUUAUGCUACUUGCCGUCUACUCACACUACAUGGUCAGUGAUCCUUUUGAGAGAUCUGGGCCAGCUCUCGUCUUCACAUUCAUGCUCGGUGGACGAUUGGUUGUGUGGUAUCAGAUAAACCGACGUGAACUGGAGGCUCAGGCUGCUGCUCAGGCCACAGCAAAUGGUCUCAAACAGGACUAAAUUACGCCACAAGCAGCAAAUUAGGCAUUAGCAACAUAGAAAAUAAGAACCAAUUAAAGAAAAAAUGAAAUGGAAAAAUGAAGAAAAUCCCAUUAUGACUGAUUCACCGUAUUGUGUUAAUAUAUUUGCGUAAAUCUUCAGCGUAUAAUCUUCCAUCACACACUUUUAGAUAAAAAAUUAAUUCCUUGCUGAAUGUGGAGAAUGAUAGCAAUAAUUGGAUUUUUUUUAAUGGUGUAGUAAAGGACAUUUUUAUGGACACUCUCUAAGUGUUGGUGUCGUGCAGAAAAUAAUGAAAAAAAAAAACAUUUGGAAAUGGUUUCUUAUUCAUGGAAUAACAAAUAAAUAAGAACAUCGAUGUAUAAAUCGUUCUUUACUUCAUGAUUUUUCGUAAAAUUACAAAAUGAAUGGAGAGUAAAUAGUAAAAAAAAAACUUACCAAAUGUAGUGUCGAUUUUUGCAAGCAAAUUGUCGUGAUUUUGAUAAAUUGUAUUGCACAAAUGAAGAAUAAAAUACAAGGAAUUUGAUUAAGACACGGAA